Messenger RNA from Camelina sativa (false flax), 1116 nucleotides. RefSeq lists its product as uncharacterized. NCBI's taxonomy places the organism in Eukaryota, Viridiplantae, Streptophyta, Magnoliopsida, Brassicales, Brassicaceae. The record is from RefSeq and is a predicted model, not a curated record.
CUCGCUAGAAAGAUCACGUCAAUGGCGAUAGCUUCAAGGGUCUCUAAUCUAGACUCUGAGGUUGUGGAAUUGAGGCAGAAGCUUGUGGAUAAGGAGAAUGCUGGGCUGUGCGUGAGCUUGAGGAGAAAGGCUUCUCGCCUUGAGAGAGAUUGCCCCGAGGCUGAUUCGAGAUUGAAGAUUGUCCUCGAGGACAAUAUGAACCUGACUAAGGAGAAGGAUUCACUGGCAAUGACUGUAACAAAACUCACUCGUGAUUUGGCUAAGUUGGAGACAUUCAAGCGGCAGUUAAUCAAAUCCCUGAGCGAUGAGAGUGGUCCUCCGCAAACAGAACCUGUUGAUAUCCAGGACAUGCGACCAGUCAAUUCCUGGACCAGACAAAACUAUAGUGGAUCUACAGACAUGACCAAUCCAGGUGUCGAAGCUUCAAAAUACACUGGAAACAAAUUUGAGGAUCAGAACCUGGAUUUUGGAACAGAGGGAGAGAGGAGCUGAAUCGAUCGUACCGUUGAGAUUGUUUUGAGAAAGAUUGAUGUUGAUGAGUGUACGGAUACGACAGAAUCCGUAAGGAAACCCGCCGAAGAUAUUAUAGUCGGAGAGAUCGAUGGCAGUGACGGUGCUACCGUACCGUUUCUGAUGUUGUCGUCGCAUGUGAUUCCCGUCCAGUUACACGGAUUACGGUUAUCUCCGGUUAUGAUCCAAUCUUGUAAAUUUCCAUCCGGGUCAAGAAGUCGGGUCUUUUUAACCCGGUUUAGAAUCUCAGCAUCUCCGUUGGAAGAAACUUGGAGGAAACAAGAAAGAAGAAGAAGAAGUAGAGAGAGGAACAAGGAGAGAGUAGUAGGAUUGGUCAUCGUGUUGAGAAGAUGAUGAUGAAACACGAUGAAGGUGAAUAAGGAAUGUUGUUAUUGAUCAUGAACGGAUUUGCAGGUUUUUUCCAAUGAGACUUUCGCUCGUUUUUGGUUGCUUUUGAUUCACAUGGGAAGUACCAAAGUAGGCUUAGUGUGAGUGACAGUUUUUUCUUGAAGUGUUUGUGGAGUCUUAAAGAUAAGUUGGAAAGGAAUCUAGAAAACUUUUGUUAGUGACUUAAUGUUCACUCUUUGAAAACCCCAACAUUAUCUA